GAGUCCUAUUUUUCUUUCCAUGGAAAUAUACCACGGUGUGUUUAAGGGGGUGGAAACAUUCCCAUAAAUGUGGCGUUCGCGGAUGACUUUGGAAGGACAAUAAAGCAAAGUCACAGCAGGGGAGCGACGCUCAGCAAUAACGCAGCAAAUUAUUCGUUUUUAAUGUUUAUGCUAACCAUUCUGGUCAUUACUUAGCUGGAGUGUACACCAUUGAGGCCUUUUAAGACCCGUAAAAGCAUCUCAAAACCAUUGUAAUAAUACAAACAAAAAUGAGGUCAGCUUGAAACGCGACCGAUACAAACCAUCAGGCUGUGUUAAACCUCGUGUAAUAUAUUACGUGCGUAAACAAUAGCAUAUUGCAGCUUUGUGUCUGAUUUUGUACACGAACGACAUGCGACGGUGCGCGCAUUUAUGAGAUUUGCGUCAACGUGUUGUGCUGCUAAUGGGUCAAAUCUGCCACCCAUAACUUCCUCUGUGGACUUUGUAUUGCUGCUUAUGCUCGUGUAUUUCCCUCAUGUCAUCAGACAUGCUGGAGUCACUGAAUACGUCUCAAAAGCACUUUUGGGGUGUGUUGCGUGUGUCGUGCGCGCGCGCGCGUGCGUGCGCGCGAGUGGCGGGGGGGCGUUCUCGCCUGACAUCCUCAAACAAUACGAGAAAGAGGAAUGAACGAAUCCGCGCGCCCGAAGCUUGGGGUCUUCCCUGCAAUAGUGAGAGUCGGCCAUUCUUAAAAACACACUUGUUAUUUUGGUUUUCCGCAGUUGGGAGGGCGAGAGAAGGAUAAAGAUGUAAAUAAAAGUGGCUCAGCUGAGCGAGGCGGCAGCAGCAGACUUUUUGGAUCAAUCAGGCAGUCAGUGGCUUCUUUUGAUGAAAGCCCAAAUUGUCAUUGGGCAGAGGUAAUCAUGUGACAGGCAACUCGGUCCAAUUUCAACCUUGUCUCCAUGAAUUCAAUAGUUUCAUAGGAGCUCGGGUCCCCACACGGCCGUAAUCACUGAAAUAGGAAGAGGAAACCAUCACAGGACAUUUUUGAAUGUUUUUAUUUUUUGGGGGGUCGUCGCCUCGCCAUUGAGUUUGUCGACAAUAACGCGUACAAACUUUCCUGGGCUCGCAGGGAGAGGAGAUGAAUUACGAAUUCGAGCGAGAGAGCGGAUUUAUCAAUAGUCAGCCUUCACUUGCUGAGUGCCUGACAUCUUUCCCCCCUGUCGCUGAUUCAUUUCAAAGUUCAUCAAUCAAGAGCUCGACACUGAUUCCUCCUCCCUUCGAGCAGACCAUCCCCAGCCUCAACCCGGGCAGCCAUCCGCGCCACGGCCGCCCGAGACACAGCCCCGACGGAUGCAGCCCGCUGCCCACCGCCUCCCUGCCUCCGGAGUACCCGUGGAUGCGGGAGAAGAAAGCCUCCAAGCGGAACCACCUGCCCACGUCCACCGCUACCACCUUAGCCAAUAAUGGACCCGUGUGCUUCUCCCCCAAAGGCUCGCCGGAGGUCGCGGAAGGCGGAGGGAUAAGCGCCGGCUCCCGCCGGCUCAGGACGGCCUACACCAACACCCAGCUCCUGGAGCUGGAGAAGGAAUUCCACUUCAACAAGUAUCUGUGCCGGCCCAGGCGGGUGGAGAUCGCGGCCCUGCUCGACCUGACCGAGAGGCAAGUCAAAGUGUGGUUCCAGAACCGGCGCAUGAAGCACAAGCGGCAGACGCAGAGCAAGGAGAACCACAACGGCGACGCCGGAAAGGGUCCCGGCGGUGGGGAGGACGGAAUGCACAGCGAGGACGACGACGAGGGGCCCCUGUACGAGCAAAGCGGGGCCCUGCUGGAGAGAGACACCUUCUCCUUUCACAACAACAAUCUGGAAUCCACGCAGCAGGUCCACAAUAGCUUCGCUGCUGCGCCGCUGAGCAGCAAUGAGAAAAAUCUCAAACAUUUUCCCAACCCGUCACCCACUGUUCCGGGCUGCGUGUCAACAAUGGGCCCCGGCUCGGCAUCUGCGCCGGACAAUGGCGACAGUCCCCCUGCCCUGGAUGUUUCUAUACACGACUUCCAAGCUUUCUCGUCGGAUUCCUGCCUGCAGCUCUCCGAUGCAGCCUCGCCGAGCUUGUCAGAAUCCCUGGACAGUCCCGUGGACAUUUCUGCAGACACUUUCUAUUUUUUCUCGGAAUCCUUAACUACAAUCGACCUGCAGAAUCUCAAUUAUUAACAGCAAUCAAUGACGACUGGUUCUCCUUCUUUUCGGGGUUAACUCAAUUUAUCUUAUUUGUAUAUUCGGCACACAUUUUGUGGGACGGUAAAGAUGAAAAUAAAUCACAGAGAGGAGGACAGUAAUUAUCACAACGGAUUUGUUUUUUUUUUGGAGUGGAAAUUAUUAUGGGUGUGUGUGAAAAUCUACAAUAUUCGGCCCGUGUGGAAACUGGUCAUUUUUAUUUUUGUAUA
Phycodurus eques (leafy seadragon) is the source of this 2421-nucleotide messenger RNA. RefSeq names its product homeobox protein Hox-A2a-like. Gene Ontology annotation, molecular function: DNA binding; DNA-binding transcription factor activity, RNA polymerase II-specific. The coding region runs from base 1118 to 2188 and encodes 356 amino acids. Lineage: Eukaryota; Metazoa; Chordata; Actinopteri; Syngnathiformes; Syngnathidae. The transcript is spliced from 2 exons. Gene Ontology annotation, biological process: regulation of DNA-templated transcription. The record is from RefSeq and is a predicted model, not a curated record.